CACGUGACGUAUCAAACCGCGCUUGACGGCGAGUUACGCGCGUUGAUGACGACACAGCUUACCAAAUACAUCCUCUUCAUGCGUGGCCAGAUCCCGUGCCUUUACGACGAGUUGCUGCAGUUCAUUGAGAAUCGUCAGCUGCAGCUGCAACAGGAAGAGACGGGAACACAAACGCGGAGAAGGCUGCCCAUGAGUGGAGGUAUCAAGAAGGCGAUGAAAUGUGUGGAUGCUGCUGAGCUGCUGUUCAAUGAACAACUGGACGCAAUUUUCUCUCUGAGAGUAAAGAGAGUUUUGUUGGUGUUUGGAGCGUCGAUGAUGAGUCCACGGGAGGCUGUCGUUGUAGAUUUUGACGAGGCUGACGUCAAGGCGGUGGAUGCGGGAUUGACGACGCGCUCUAUUCCAUAUUCACCGCUUACAGACGAGGAAGAUAUGUCACUAGAAGACUCACAAACACUGACGCCACCUUCGCCGCCGCUUACGAGAGAGAAGCUGAUGCGGUUGUGUUCUCAGAAACUCAUGCGUGCAGUGUUCUCCCAUGCAGUUGAGCAAUUCUCUAGUGUGUUGACGGCAACAAAGCUGCACAUCGCGGUAUUAGCAGAGCGGCAGUCUACACGUAUCCCAGGAUUCGUUCCGAAGCAACACUUCAAGCUUCGCCUUCCGAAGGAUAAACGUGGUGUACGGACGCACCAUAUCGUGAUAAGUGAUGAUGCGGCCAGUAAACCGCAACACGACUGUCAACAGUCAGCUUCGCAACAAGUCUCGAGCGAUAUAGAAGAAGGAUCACGCCAGGCAUCAGCUACAGCUACAGCCAGCGACCCAAACUUGAUGUGGUAUGUGCGGGAAAACCCCAUUCCCGGCUUCUCGGAGGUUCUCAACACGCUGUAAACUUUUAUUUUGAAGUCG
Messenger RNA from Phytophthora infestans T30-4, 903 nucleotides. RefSeq lists its product as uncharacterized. The transcript is spliced from 5 exons. Bases 46 to 885 code for a protein of 279 amino acids. Gene Ontology annotation, cellular component: nucleus. NCBI's taxonomy places the organism in Eukaryota, Oomycota, Peronosporomycetes, Peronosporales, Peronosporaceae. The record is from RefSeq and is a predicted model, not a curated record. Gene Ontology annotation, biological process: regulation of exit from mitosis.